AUGGCGGACAUGGUAGCCUCACCGAAUCAGCUCGGCUAUGAGCAGACUCUGAUGUAUGGCCGAUACACCAAGGAACUAGGAUCAUAUGCAAAGAAGGAAGCAGCAAGAUUAAAACGUGAAAAAGAAAGAGCAGAUGAGGCUGUGAUUUCAAAUUUUGGAGAUAAAUAUUGUGCUACUUGUAAAUUUUCUUUUCUAGAUUACUUUUAUUUGUGUAAAUCUGUGAUAUUUGCCAGAUUCGGUGAAGAUUGGAUAUUUUUAUUAUUAUUGGGAUUUAUUAUGGCUCUUUUAUCAUUUGGUCUAGAUUAUACUAUUGCAAAAUUUCAAAAAGCACACGUAUGGUUUUUCUAUGAAUUAGAAGGCAAUCCAUUUCCACAGUACUUGGCAUGGGUGUCGUUUCCCAUAGUAUUCAUAAUGUUUUCUACAGGAUUUACACACUUGGUGGGACCCAAUGCCAUAGGUUCUGGUAUUCCUGAGAUGAAAACCAUUCUACGAGGAGUUAUUCUUAAAGAAUAUUUAACAUUCAGAACAUUAAUAUCCAAAAUGGUAGGCUUGGCAACCUCUAUAGGAAGCAGUCUACCAAUAGGAAAAGAGGGUCCAUUUGUACAUAUAGCCAGUAUGGUAGCUAAUUUAUUGGGGAAAUUAAUUAGAUCCUCAAAAGGAGCCUAUGAGACCCUAAUAAAGAGAUGUAAUAUUCCACCUAAUUUGGCAAAUGAAAAUUAUCAUUUGAAUAAGCAGGUGCUAGAUUUAGACUCUAAAGACGUGAUUUUUGAAGUUGAGUACCCUUGUCGUUUUAUAUAUCCAACAUUAGUGGCGUUUACCAUAUCUUCAAUAACAUUCCCUCUAGGACUAGGACAGUUCAUGGCUGGUGAACUGACUCAGAAAGAGGUUUUAGAUGAACUUUUUAGCAAUACCACAUGGACCACUGGACAAGCCGAUGUUGAUGACGCUCAGGUUAUCAGCCACUGGAAACAUCCAGAUAGCAAUAUUUAUGUAACACUAGUUGUCUUUAUUGUUAUGAAGUUUUGGAUGACUGCGGUUGCUGUUACCUUACCAGUACCAGCCGGUGUGUUUAUGCCCGUAUUUAUUAUCGGUGCAGCGUUUGGAAGAUUGGUUGGAGAAUGUAUGGCUGCAUGGUUUCCGGAUGGUGUUCGUAGCGGAGAUGCUGUCUACAGGAUAAUACCAGGUGGCUACGCAGUUGUAGGAGCUGCAGCUUUAUCUGGGAGUGUGACACAUACUAUAUCAACAUCAGUCAUUGUGUUUGAGCUGACUGGGCAAAUUGUACAUAUAUUACCCGUCAUGAUAGCAGUACUGAUAGCCAAUGCUAUAGCUCAUUUAUUACAGCCUUCAAUAUAUGACAGCAUUAUACAAAUCAAAAGACUGCCUUAUUUACCAGAUAUUACUAAUUUUAACUCAAAAAAAACUUAUCGAAUUUAUGUAGAAGACAUCAUGGUGAGAAGUGUGCAGUAUCUGACAUAUUUGUCAAAUUAUCAAGAUUUGAAGAUUUCCAAUACCACAGCCUCGUCUAUAAGUAGCAUCCGGUCAAUUUUAAAGAAAACAAGGCAAUUGAGAUCUGGCAGUGAUUCUGGUGUUGGCUCUGCAGAACAGCAGGUAGACAAAGGCAUUUAUGAUAUGACACCUGAAGAGCAAGCGUCAUGGGAGAAUGAUAGACUCCAACAUCAAAUCAUUUUCGACGAAUGUCAGAUUGAUCCGGCUCCUUUCCAGCUGGUGGAAAAAACAUCAUUAUGUAAAGUACACUCUCUUUUUUCAUUGCUGGGACUUAAUCAUGCAUAUGUCACAACACUAGGGCGAUUGGUUGGAGUAUUAUCACUCAAAGAAGUGAGGAGAGCGAUUGAAGGUUCUCGUCUCUAUGACAGCAGUGAGUCAUCAGAUAAUGCUUCAGAUGAUGGAGAGAGUAACCAUAGUAACCAAUCACCAACUGAACAUGAACUACAAUUGAUGGUUGAUGACAAAACUUCAUAGCAAUAUAAAACCAUUCUGUUACUACGGUAAUUUGGUUCCCAUAUAACUGCGGGGUUAUUCUUUGUUUUUAUUUAUAUAUAUAUACUUGUAUUCAAGUAAUUAUAUACAGGCGGUUACCAUGGAAGUCAUUCAAGUUGAUUUUCUUUUUACUUUGCCUGCACUAAUACUAAAGAGUGUAUGGUAUUGGCAAAAAUGUCUCAUUAGCAAUUG
Saccoglossus kowalevskii is the source of this 2190-nucleotide messenger RNA. RefSeq names its product chloride channel protein 2-like. The record is from RefSeq and is a predicted model, not a curated record. Lineage: Eukaryota; Metazoa; Hemichordata; Enteropneusta; Harrimaniidae. Gene Ontology annotation, molecular function: voltage-gated chloride channel activity. Gene Ontology annotation, biological process: transmembrane transport; chloride transport. Gene Ontology annotation, cellular component: plasma membrane.